AUGGAGGAUAUUGCUGAAGAAAAUAUCAACCAAUUAGUUGACCAAGGAAUGAUUCGAGUUAAAAUUGGCUUAAGAAAUGAACUCGAAGUUGUCGAACCUUAUUAUAAAAUCUGUCUACUUAAGCUGCAGCAAGGAGAACCUAUCAAGUGGUAUCGUGGUGAUUCAGAUUAUAAUUUGCCUGAGUGUGCCCGCAUUGUUUUGGUCCACUAUCGUGGUGAGACUAUCACGACAAGCUUCAAUGAUAAUCCAAUUGUAUCAUUAUUUGUCAUUAAAGCCAGGGGAGCUAUAGUUCCCCUUAAGAGCUUGCCAGAAGAAAUAGGAGAUCUGAUAAACUUGAGGUAUCUAGGCUUAAAACAUUCGGCGCUGGAUGAGAUUCCAGAGAGCAUAUGCAAUCUUCUAAAUCUACAAACUUUGGAUAUUAGAUGGCCUAUGAGACUGAGGGUAUUGCCAAGUGGAAUUCUGAAACUUGUACAGUUGAGACACCUUAUGUUGUCAAUGAAUGAAAUAAAAGUCCCUUCAGGUAUAGAUAUAUUAACAAACCUCCAGAGUUUAACUAAUCUAUUUAUAAGACCUGGCAUCAUCCAAGAAUUAAGAAGUUUGACUCAACUCAAGAAACUGAAAUUUAUGGAUGUAUCCGAAGAACAUGACAGUGAGCUCUCUGCUUGUAUUAUGAAGAUGACAGGACUUGUGUCUUUAUCUCUAGAUACAACAGGCUAUGAGGAUGAUGAACUGUUACCCACAUUGGAGUCAUUUUCACCUCCGCCAUCUUUCAGAAAACUUCGCCUAUAUGGUCGUCUAAUGGAUCUACCCAACUGGGUCUGCUCCAUGGAGAACCUUACUAAACUGACAUUAGGCUAUUCCUUCCUAUCCGAGGAAGCAAUUUAUGUACUUCAAUUUCUUCCCAACUUGAAACAUCUAGCACUGUGGGAAGCUUGUAAGGUCAAAGUAAUAAACAAAGAAUUUUGCCAGGUGGGUGGGUUUCCUAAGCUAGAGGCACUUCUUAUUGCUAAUCAGAAUCUACUGGAAUGGACUGAAAUUGAAGAUGGGGCAUUGCCAAGCCUAGCAUUCCUCAAAUUCCAUUGUUGUUCACAGUUGAGGAUUCUUCCGAAAGGACUGCAAUGUGUCACCACGCUAAAAGUACUGAAUAUGUUUCCCUUGCACCCAGAUCUUAAAAGGGAGGCAAAUACGUGA
This is a messenger RNA of Macadamia integrifolia, 1191 nucleotides long. RefSeq names its product disease resistance protein RPM1-like. The transcript has 2 exons. Bases 1 to 1191 code for a protein of 396 amino acids. Lineage: Eukaryota; Viridiplantae; Streptophyta; Magnoliopsida; Proteales; Proteaceae. The record is from RefSeq and is a predicted model, not a curated record.